Scophthalmus maximus (turbot) is the source of this 2930-nucleotide messenger RNA. RefSeq names its product inositol hexakisphosphate kinase 2. The record is from RefSeq and is a predicted model, not a curated record. Gene Ontology annotation, molecular function: inositol hexakisphosphate kinase activity. Bases 411 to 1808 code for a protein of 465 amino acids. The transcript has 5 exons. Gene Ontology annotation, cellular component: cytoplasm; nucleus. Lineage: Eukaryota; Metazoa; Chordata; Actinopteri; Pleuronectiformes; Scophthalmidae. Gene Ontology annotation, biological process: phosphatidylinositol phosphate biosynthetic process; inositol phosphate biosynthetic process.
CGUGUCUCGCUGCAGGAUGAAAGCAGACGUUAGUUUCGGUUACGGCCGCCGAGCGACGACCGCGGGGACGUACGUCGCCUGGAGACGCUCUGAGCAGCCUCUACGGCUACACGAGUGGCCCUUUAUUACACGUACACACACGGAGCUUAUCCGCCACAGCGGGGGACUUUUAUAACUUGUCCUCCGACACAAGGAAGAGAGAGGAAAUAGCGGAAUUCAUCGUGUCGGGCUCUGUCCUUCCUGUUCGGCCCUUUUGUUUUUCAGUGCUUCGCUCGAGCAGGCGACCAACAGCGCCCCCGUGCGAGACACCCGGGAACACUUCGAGGAUAGGGAGCCAGGCGAGCGGCCGAGCUUCUUCCCUCCCGUGCGACGUGGGUCCCGCCAGCUCAGUUGUCCGAUGCGGAGUGAGGAUGAGUCCCGCCCUGGAAGCCCUCAUGCAGGCGGACGGGACUCCUUAUCCCGGGAAAGGGGUGAUGCUUGAGCCCUUCGUGCACCAGGUCGGGGGCCACUCCUGCGUGCUGCGAUUCGGGGAGCAAACAAUCUGCAAGCCCCUCAUCCCGCGCGAGCACCAGUUCUACAAGAGCCUUCCCCCAGAGAUGAGGAAGUUCACCCCGCUGUACAAAGGUGUAGUGUCAGUCAGUUUCGAGGAGGAUGAGGAAGGGAACCUGUGCCUCAUUGCCUACCCCCUCCACAGUGAAUCAGGGGACCUAGAAAACAAAGAUCCCUCAGCAGACUGUGAGCCCAAAAGCAAGAUGCUGAAGUGGAGCAACAAGAAGCAGUCCGCUCUGCUUCUGGAGAACGACAAUUACAGCAAAGACCGAGUGCGACACGGACGUAAAGAAGACAAGAUCAUGAGUUAUAAUCUUGAUGAGAUGGUGGUGCAGCAGCAGCAGCAGCAGCAGCAGCAGGCAGAGGUGCUUUACUUCAGCCUGGAGAAAGGCAACGUAGUUCCACAGAUCAAACACAACCCCUGGAGUCUCAAAUGUCACCAGCAGCACCUACAGAGGAUGAAGGAAAAUGCAAAGCACCGUAACCAAUACAAAUUUAUUCUUUUGGAGAACCUGACAUGGCGAUACACAGUGCCAUGUGUCUUAGACUUGAAGAUGGGAACUCGCCAGCAUGGGGAUGACGCAUCCGAGGAGAAGAAAGCCAAUCAGAUCCGCAAGUGUCAACAGAGCACAUCUGCCUCCAUUGGAGUGCGACUUUGUGGCAUGCAGGUGUACCAGUCAGACUCGGGCCAGCUGAUGUUCAUGAAUAAGUACCACGGCCGCAAGCUGACCCUCGCAGGCUUCAAGGAGGCCCUUUACCAGUUCUUCCACAAUGGGCGCCGUCUGCGUCGAGAGCUGCUGUCCCCGGUGCUACGCAGACUCCGGGAAAUGCAAGCUGCCCUGGAGGCCUGUGAGUCCUACCGCUUCUACUCCAGCUCGUUGCUCAUCAUCUAUGAUGGAGACCCCCCCAGGACUCCGACUAGACCGAGACACCGCGGUGGCGAAGAAGGGGAUGAGGACGAGCCAUCAGAUGAGGACGAGGAAGAGGAGGGGGCCUUUGGUUUCCCUCGUUCCUCUGCAGGCGGCAGCGCCAGUGUGGCCGCAGGGAGCAGCAACAGUGGCAGUAGUCGCUCCUCCCACAGCACAGGCGACGCCCACAGCCCCGCGGUGGACGUGCGCAUGAUUGACUUUGCUCACACCACCUGUCGGCACUAUGGAGAAGACAGUGUGGUGCACGAAGGCCAGGACACCGGUUUCAUCUUCGGCCUACAGAACCUGAUCACUAUUAUCUCCCAGCUGGAAGAUCACAGUACUGAUUGAAGCUGCACUGGAACCAUUAUGGUCUGAAUUCCAAGCCUGUGGAAAGAGCUCACUGAGCUGAAAUCCUGCUAGUCCAAGGUGCAUAGUCCUCACGCUUAUGUGGGGGUCUGACCCUCCUCUGCACGGAGGGAACCUCAGACACCUCAGGGUCAUGGGAGAGUCUGUGUGGUCGUCGUGCACUCCCCCUUAACUGCCAGAGGACAGGGCUGCCUGUGCCCUUACUUGCACUUUUGUCUUUCUGAGACUGCUCAUUUUCUUUGCUAUUCAUGGUAGGAGAAGUGCUGUGUGAGACAGAGUUCUCCCAACAAACACCAGGACUCCUGUAGCACCCUAGGACUCUCCUCCCCCUCGCACCCCUCUGGUACAGACAACUUCAUUGUUAAGUUCUCUCUGAGAGAGAAGGAGCGAGGCAGAGAUAAAUGAAGCAAGAGUGUAGUUCUAGGAGCCUGGCGUGGUGCUUUACCUGUGUUAUUACAUAACUUUUUUUAAAUGAAGUUUGGACUGCCAGUAGUACUCAACAGCAAAGCACAUUACUAGUGGAGGAGAUGACGUACAAGCUGACCUCGGUUGGCUAGGACAGCCGUCUUGUAGCAAGUGACAACUUAAGCUUCUGAUAAGGACUAUUUGUGUUUAUAUUGGUGUGUCUUAAGACCCUCAUAACAAACGUGGAUUGUGUGUCCACCGGGCACGUGGAUUUCUUUUGUGGAAGAACAAGAUUAUUUAGGUCUAGAAGAAGGGAUUUGCCUUUUUUCAAAAGCUGUUCUCCCCCCUGUACUUUUUUUUGCCUAUAAACAAAAGACAUUUUGUAAAGGGGAUAUUAUCCUUGUUUGGUCACUGUAUUUGUUUUUGUCUGAUUUUCUUUUUUUCUCUUCAUUCCCAAAUUUUUGACUGAGCAAAGAGCAUAUAUUGAUAAAAAAACAUGCUAUAAAAACUAUAGAGACUAUUUAUUUGAAAGAAUUGUUUAAAAAAUAAGUGGAAACGUGUACAUUCCAUAUUACCACUCUAAAUGUUCUGAUAGCAGCUUUGAUUUAUUUUGUUUAUUGCAAGAGAUGAUCCCUCUCUUGUAUACCGGUGUGUUCAGUGUCUUGGAAAAUAAAGGCAUUAAUUUGUGGUUAAAGAAAA